Molecule: messenger RNA, 486 nt
Organism: Zygosaccharomyces rouxii
Lineage: Eukaryota; Fungi; Ascomycota; Saccharomycetes; Saccharomycetales; Saccharomycetaceae
Gene: GIS2
Product: mRNA-binding translational activator GIS2
Exons: 1
Coding region: 1-486 (161 amino acids)
Biological process (GO): positive regulation of cytoplasmic translation
Cellular component (GO): cytoplasm
Molecular function (GO): zinc ion binding; single-stranded RNA binding; translation regulator activity
Source: RefSeq, a predicted model, not a curated record
AUGUCUCAAAAAGCUUGUUACGUCUGUGGGAAAAUUGGCCACUUAGCUGAAGAGUGUGAUUCCGAAAGGUUGUGCUACAACUGUAACAAACCUGGUCACGUUCAAUCAGAAUGUACUUUGCCAAGAACUGUCGAGUUUAAGCAAUGUUAUAACUGUGGUGAAACAGGUCACGUUAAAACCGAAUGUACCGUUCAAAGAUGUUACAACUGUAACCAAACUGGUCAUAUCUCAAGAGAAUGUCCGGAACCAAAGAAAAGUAGAUUUGCUAGUGCCGGUGCUCCAACUGGUGGAAAGCCUAAGGUUUCCUGCUACAGAUGUGGUGGACCUAACCACAUGGCAAAGGACUGCUUGCAAAGUGGAUCCAAGUGUUACUCAUGUGGUAAAUUCGGCCACUUGUCCAAGGAGUGCCCUUCUGGUCCAGGUGAAAAAAUUUGUUACAACUGUAACGGAUCUGGCCACAUCUCCAAGGACUGUCCUGUCGCUUGA